CGUAAAUAUCCAUUGAAAAUUCUGUGAAGUCUAAAACCAUGCUUAAUCUCUGUCUGGGGAACUGCCCUACAGUGUCCUAGAUUAAUCUAAUUAUUUAACGUUAAUUGAUUAAAUACUAUAUUAAACAGCCUAUAUAAACGGAAACGUUGUGAAUUAUUUAAAUAUCUAUUUGAACGAACGAUUUUAACGUUAACUGGCUUCUUUGUUAACCAAGCUAGUUAAUAACUAACCUAGCUAGUUAGACAGGUUAAUUUGCUAACGCUAACAUUAAUUAUCCAAUUGCUGUUCAUAUAAAUACAGUUUACUAGGAAAAAACUAGAAAAAUGCCAACCCAGCUAAGACAGUAUAUACAAGGCCUUUCAGCAGCCCGGGAUCAUGAGUACUGCUCACCUGCUUCACACAACACCUCAGAACCUGUUAUUUAUGUCUCGCCUCAAUACAUUAUUGGCCACACUGAGAUCCUUCAUGACUGCGGCCUCUGCCCAGUGUACCAUAAUGUGAUGUUUAGACACUCAGAGAGGCCUGAUUGCAGGCCUGCAUGCCUGGGAUCCAAAAAGAAGUCUGAAGGUGCCGUGCCACAGAACUGCGAUGGAUUGCUUGAGGCCUCCAGCCUGCAGACUCUGGAGGAGCUACUAGCAAAGCUGGAGUUUGAGAAUGAGCUCAACCGGGUGUGUGGUAACCUCAGGGUGAGCACGAACACACAGUCAUCACCACUACCAUCAGACAGAGGGAGUUACAGUACUGAAAGUGCAGACAGUGGCGUGGAGGAAGGUGAAGACAGUGAAGAGGACACUGAUGGUGAGGAAGAUGUGCUCACAGGCCUGCUGGACAUGGUCCUGGAGAUGGAGCAGGACUAUGACCUCUACUUCUAGUUGUGGGUGGAUCAGAGUUAUUUUCCUUGCAUGGGCAGAGCACUGGAGCACAGGACUCUGGAGAAAUGGAUUUUAGGCUCUAGUUUAGUGAUAAAACAAUAAAGAACUGUGGCCUUAAAAGUUACCAGUUAACAAUAAAUAAUAAAAAUAGCCUAAAUAGCCUAAUAUCUAAUAUCUAAAUGUUUAAUCAUUUUCUUAUUGUUUGUGAUUUUUUUAAAUAACAUUGCAAUCCAACACUUCAUUCUAAAUAGCAUUGCAAUCUAUGUAUUAUUAUUAUAAUAUGAACACUGCCAAAAUCUCAUCUGUCUAACUGAAAGUUAUUUUUAUUUGUUUUUUAAAACGAACUUAUUGAGAAAUAGAUAUUUUUAAUAUAUUUUUUUAUACAUUUUUUGAAACAUAUUAUUUAUAUUUAGCUUUAACGUAAACUGUUUAUAAAUAUGGAAUGUAUAAAACUUGUGUGCCACAUUACAAAUAAACAAGAUAAAAAAUUCCGGAUCUGUGGUCUGUACAUAUAACCUUAUUAAACUUGGAACUGAGACAUUAUAAAUAAACAUGUUCAAAGAGCCAGGGUCUGUCUGCAGUGUUGGA
This is a messenger RNA of Astyanax mexicanus (Mexican tetra), 1460 nucleotides long. RefSeq lists its product as uncharacterized. The transcript is spliced from 4 exons. The coding region runs from base 324 to 872 and encodes 182 amino acids. The record is from RefSeq and is a predicted model, not a curated record. Lineage: Eukaryota; Metazoa; Chordata; Actinopteri; Characiformes; Acestrorhamphidae.